Molecule: messenger RNA, 1610 nt
Organism: Aaosphaeria arxii CBS 175.79
Lineage: Eukaryota; Fungi; Ascomycota; Dothideomycetes; Pleosporales
Exons: 4
Coding region: 252-1538 (428 amino acids)
Source: RefSeq, a predicted model, not a curated record
AGACAACUCAUACGACGAAAAAACAAUAACAGCUUGAUUUAUUAAAGAACAUCCAUCUUCCCUGGACGUAAAUCAUGCGAGUGGAGGCUGAUUAUGUCCCAUAUUCAUGCGCGAAAUCGGUGUCUUGCAUAUAACUCUCUGCCUCCUCGAUUGUGGUUGUUGUGUAUCACUUGUUUGUAGUUUCUUUAUGACGUCAUACCGUACAAACAUCCAGCGUUGAGCAUCACCUAUUCACACAAUUGUGUCGCGAAAUGAGCAAGACGGCUUCGAGUAGGACGUCUUUCUUCUCGUUCGGUCCGGAUGAGAAUUUCAUCUCGAAAUCGUAUGAGGGGUUGAGAUAUCGCGACCUACCGCCAACUCUACACCAAUUAAUAGUCGGAGGAAGCGUAGUUGAUGUCCACUGGGCAGCAUUAGGUGCCGAAAGCGACUCAUGGGUCCUCAGCUUCAAAGACCGUGAAAGCAAGAACAAUCUAGGCUGGGGCGUCAAUACCCCUAAAAAAUUGCAAGACAUACUGAAAAGUCUAACGCCAACACCUCAUUUCCGGGCAUUCCUAGGUCCAGAGGGUUCAUUCAUAGCAUGGGAUCCGACGUUCAUUCGGUGGGUGGGCUUACCAGCAGGUCUGGAGGCCGCUCUGCAGAGUUGGCUCACGCCUGCCGGGUGGAAAGCUGGACCGCCGAGGUUGGUGACUUGGGGUGCGGGGAAUACGUACUUCGCCAUCAGUGAAUAUGGGGAGAUCAAGUAUCGCGUCGGAUCGAGUGGCUCGUGGAGUGUCUUGUCUGACACUGUGGAUGAGUGGAACUCAGAGGGCGAAUUUGACUGGUCGGAUUUGGCGUUUAUAGCCCUGGAUCCCACCACGACGGAUCAAUUCGUUGCCAUCCGUCAGGAUAGAACAUGGGCAGGAUCCGUAGAUGAAUACGGCGAGGAUGCACUUUCGUCAUUCGCCCUCAACUUCUUCCACCUGUCUAAGAAGAAGAAGAAGUCAAAGAACGAUGCAAAAGAACCACCAAACGACGCGAACUCACGGACAGACACACCGCCAACCGCCGCAGAACAAGCCAUGUACGAGCAAUGGGCGACCGGGGUAGCGACUUCAUUUGCUUCGGCACUGAUAGCCAACGGAGGCGCAAAGGCAAAGGCACCCAAGAAGCUCCAGAUCCGCAAUGCCAAUCCCAAGCCUGCGAUACCGACCGCUAUAAACGGGGAAACAGGCGGAAAACGUCUCUCCGAGUUCCCCUACAUCCCUCCAGCUAUUGCGACCUGCACAUUGCCAUUAUGUAUCGAAGCGAAGACGGAUCUUAGCGGAUUGCGGGCGUGUAGACACGACGUGGAGAGGCUCUUCAAAGCUUCGGGAUUGUAUAGCUACGAGUGGCUACGGCAGGAACGGAUACGUUGGCAUCCUGACCGAUUCGGAAGACUGUGUGAAGAGAGCUGGAGAGAUACUGGAAGGAAGCUGGCGGAAGAGAUGUUCAAGAUCAUUGAUAGCUUGAUUACAGAGCUGGAGAGCAAGCGCGUAAAUGGUGAUACCACUGCAUUAUAGAAGAUAUCCAUACAGGCAUAUGUACAUGAGUUGAGGUAGGACUGUGUCCUAUUUCGAAUAGUGGCAUUAAUA